This is a messenger RNA of Mya arenaria, 926 nucleotides long. Its product is annotated as ADP-sugar pyrophosphatase-like. Lineage: Eukaryota; Metazoa; Mollusca; Bivalvia; Myida; Myidae. The transcript is spliced from 8 exons. Gene Ontology annotation, molecular function: ADP-ribose diphosphatase activity. The coding region runs from base 78 to 728 and encodes 216 amino acids. The record is from RefSeq and is a predicted model, not a curated record. Gene Ontology annotation, biological process: nucleoside phosphate metabolic process; ribose phosphate metabolic process. Gene Ontology annotation, cellular component: nucleus.
GUGUGCUCCAGUACAGUUUGCCAAUUUCUCAAGGAAGUAUAUUUUGUGAAAAUAAGGGAAAAACCACUUAAAGUUUCAUGUUUAAGAUAACUGUUUAUAAAGGUUUUAAACCGUGUCAUCUCUUCAAACCUAAUCAGUUAUACCCAACCGGCGUUGUUUUUCUAUUCUGCAAGCGUUUGUUUGCGAUAAAUUCUUACUUCCAGUGGAAAUCAAAGAAAAUGGAAGCCGGUUCAGGCCUUGCUCACGCAAAUCAAUGCAGAUUUGUGAGUGAAUCGGAUAUUGCAAGUGGAAAAUGGGUGAAGCUUUCAAAGGUGACAUACACUGACCCAACAGGAAAACAAAGGGAGUGGGAGGCUGUAAGAAGAACCACAAAAGUAGCCAGUGACCUUCCAGACGCUGUUGUGGCAAUUCCAAUCCUCAGAAGAACUCUGCACUAUGAUUGCUUCAUUCUGAUCAAACAGUUUCGUCCACCCAUCAGCAAAUACACCAUAGAGUUUCCUGCAGGUCUGUUGGAUGCCGGUGAGACAGCUGAGAGGUGUGCUGUCCGGGAGCUGCUUGAGGAGACAGGCUACACUGGCACAGUGAAACACACAUCACCUGCCACAAGUUUGGAACCAGGACUUGGCGAUAUGACAGCCCAGCUUGUUUCUGUUGAGAUUGAUGGGGAUUUACCUGAAAACCAAAGUCCUAAAUCAAACUGUGAUGAGGGAGGUAUGUUAAAACAAUAAUCUUAUAUGCUUUCAAUUUCUGUAGAACCUAAGUAUUUCUAAAAUAAUUCCAUAUUUUCCAAUAAAUUUCAAUAAAAUUCAGAUAAAUUAUACAAUUAUUGCAUCUCACUACUGCUACCAAAAUAAUUGUUCAUAGAAAAUAUGUAAAUUCAGAUUUUCCUAUGCAAUUGAUUUUUAAAAGGCGAAGUCAAUGGGUUU